Molecule: messenger RNA, 990 nt
Organism: Penicillium vulpinum
Lineage: Eukaryota; Fungi; Ascomycota; Eurotiomycetes; Eurotiales; Aspergillaceae
Product: putative mitochondrial dicarboxylate carrier protein
Exons: 2
Coding region: 1-990 (329 amino acids)
Biological process (GO): transmembrane transport
Molecular function (GO): oxoglutarate:malate antiporter activity
Source: RefSeq, a predicted model, not a curated record
AUGGCAUCCACUGUCAAAGACACCGCUAGCAACGCUGCCGUCUCCGCACAGCACGCAACCAAAUCCGCCAUUGAUAAUCCCGCAGAUUUCCUGCACCACCCCUACACCCGCACCGCCCUCCCCUUCCUGAACGGCGGACUAGCCGGCAUGACCGCCACAGCUGUAAUCCAGCCCGUCGACAUGGUGAAGGUCCGCCUGCAGCUCGCCGGCGAAGGAGGCCGCACCGGACCCCGUCCCUCCGCCCUCGGCAUCACCCGCGACAUCAUUGCCUCGGGCAAAGUCCUCGACCUGUACACGGGCCUGUCGGCCGGAAUCCUCCGCCAAGCAGUCUACACCACGGCGCGCCUGGGCUUCUUCGAAACCUUCAUCAAGAAGCUCAAUGCGCGCGCCGAGGCCGCAAACCGCAAAGUCACAUUCGCUGAACGUGCCGCGGCAGGACUAACCGCCGGCGGAAUCGCAGCUAUGAUUGGAAACCCGGCUGACCUGGCCCUGGUGCGCAUGCAGUCCGACGGCCUGAAGGCUCCCGAGGCUCGCGCGAACUACCGUUCCGUCUUCGAUGCUCUCGGUCGUAUUACUCGUGCCGAGGGACUCGCUGCUUUGUGGGCGGGUGCUUCGCCUACGGUUGUUCGUGCUAUGGCUCUUAAUAUGGGUCAACUGACUUUCUUUGCCGAGGCUAAGCAGCAGCUUAAGCAGCAUACUUCUCUGUCGACUCAGAAUCAGACGUUCGCUGCUUCUGGUAUUGCGGGAUUCUUUGCUAGUUUCUUGUCUCUGCCGUUCGAUUUCAUCAAGACUCGUCUUCAGAAGCAGCAGAAGGAUCCUAGGACCGGUCUGCUUCCUUAUAGGGGUUUGAUUGAUUGCGCGCGCAAAGUUGUCAAGGAAGAGGGUUGGAUGCGCUUCUAUCGUGGUUUCGGAACUUACUACGUUCGGAUCGCUCCUCAUGCAAUGGUCACGCUCAUCGUGGCUGAUUAUCUCAACCUUCUCACCAAGUAA